Capsaspora owczarzaki ATCC 30864 is the source of this 653-nucleotide messenger RNA. RefSeq names its product ribosomal protein L18ae. The record is from RefSeq and is a predicted model, not a curated record. Gene Ontology annotation, cellular component: ribosome; cytosolic large ribosomal subunit. Gene Ontology annotation, biological process: translation. Lineage: Eukaryota; Filasterea; Ministeriida; Capsasporidae. Bases 30 to 554 code for a protein of 174 amino acids. Gene Ontology annotation, molecular function: structural constituent of ribosome. The transcript is spliced from 2 exons.
CUCUGUUCGCUCUCUCUUGUUCCUUAAUCAUGCGUGUCACCGGCGCUCUCCGUCAGUUCGAGAUCAUCGGCCGCAAGCUCCCCACCGAGAAGGAGCCGGUCACCAAGCUCUACCGCAUGAAGAUUUUCGCCCCCAACGACAUCGUUGCUCGCUCGCGCUUCUGGUACUUCCUCUCCAAGCUCCGCAAGUUCAAGAAGACCUCCGGCGAGGUCGUCUCUUGCUCUGAGAUCCACGAGAAGAAGCCCAAGACCAUCAAGAACUUUGGCGUCUGGGCUCGCUACGACUCGCGCUCAUACCACCACAACAUGUACAAGGAGUUCCGUGACCUCACCAUCGCUGGCGCCGUCACCUCGUGCUACCGCGAUAUGGCUGCCCGCCACCGCGUCCGUGGCCGCUCCCUGCACAUCAUCAAGGCUGCCGAGAUCCCCGCCGCCAAGUGCCGCCGUGUCGCUGUCACCCAGUUCCACGACAACGCGCUCAAGUUCCCCCUGCCCCACCGCGUCCUCAAGUCCAAGGCAAAGUUCCUUGCCAAGCGCCCCCACACCUUCUUCUAAAUGUCGUGCUCUGCGGCUUUUUCUGCUUUGCUUGUCGUUUUGGCGAUUUCACCCCCAGUUGGUAUAACAAUACAACAGGAAGCACAAAUUUUCAAAUCA